This is a messenger RNA of Drosophila grimshawi, 3235 nucleotides long. RefSeq names its product ubiquitin carboxyl-terminal hydrolase Usp2 (gene Usp2). The record is from RefSeq and is a predicted model, not a curated record. Bases 120 to 2798 code for a protein of 892 amino acids. Gene Ontology annotation, molecular function: cysteine-type deubiquitinase activity. The transcript has 9 exons. Gene Ontology annotation, biological process: protein deubiquitination. Gene Ontology annotation, cellular component: cytoplasm. Lineage: Eukaryota; Metazoa; Arthropoda; Insecta; Diptera; Drosophilidae.
AACAACAACAGAAGCAACAAUUACAAUAGCAACAACAACAACAAUAUCAAUAUCGAGUCAAUUGAGAGCAAAACGGCAAACUGGUCCGAUUGAAGCGGUAGAACGCGGCUGGCACUAAUAUGCGUGUGAUUUCGCCGCGUAGAUCGUCAACGUCAGCAGCGGGCAGUGGCAGUCUUUACGGCACAACGUCGACCACCGGCGCUGGUAGCUCGACCGGCACCAGCAGCGGCAACAGCAGCAGCGGCGUCGGCGCCACAAGCAACGGCUACUCGCGUUACUCCAGCUCGUAUUACGAUCAUCGCGGCGGCAGUCUAUCCAAAUUGCUGCCGACAUCGGCUGGCGGCACGGGCACAUCGGCAGCUGGAUCGUCAUCAUCAUCUGCAUACAAUCAUCACAGCAGCAGCAGCGCGAGCGGCUAUUACCCCAGCUCCUAUUCCCCGUUCUCGUAUACGCCGCGGGUCAGCACACAGCGCAAUAGCAUUGGCUCCUCAUCGUAUCUGAGCGGCGGUUCCGGCUCUGUUCUUGGCUCUGGAUAUCGGAAUAGUUCAUCGUAUUUGAGCGGCUCUAACUAUGAUACAAUUUCGUACGGCCGAUGCGGAUUGCCGCGUAGAGCAAAGGGCACAACAUCGAAUGGCGAUGCAACCACAUCGGGAACAACAACAACAACAACCUCAUCAAUAUCAACAUCAACAAAGAAAGACGAUUAUGCCACAUCGCAUCGCAGAGAUGCUGCUGCUGCAAAAAAGCUGCCACCAAGCGGUGCUAAUGGCAAUGAUUAUGUUGAUGCCACAGCUAACAGCAGCAACGGCAGCAGCUCAAAACGUUUGUCCAGCUCAUGCUCAUCAUCAUCCCUCGCACGUUUAGUUGCCACAUCCGCACUGGACAUGUACGAAAAGUACAGUCCGGCCAACUAUAAACCCAACUGUGAACUGUCACGUUCCAGAUCGGCGGUCAAUGAAGCCGACACCGAUAGCCGCAACAGCAACAGCCACCUUAGCCGCAGCAACAACAGCAAUGACAACAGCACCACCUGCACCGUUACAUUGGACAGGCCGCGGAACAGCCGCUACAGUCGACUAUAUAGCAGCAGCAGCGAUGCCGGUGGCGAUGCGGCAAUAGGUGCCAGCGAAACGUCAUCAUCGCAUCUGAGGCAGCGCAGUGGCUCCGGCAGAUUCUCGCUCAGCGGCAGCAACAGCAGUGGCGAUGUACCAACGGCCACUUUCACGUUGCGCAGCAAUCGAACACGACGCACUGCGGCACAGGAUGCGACACCAACAACAACAACAGCACCAACGACCAAUGGUCAUGCGACAGACGCGAGCAGCAAUGGGCUGGACGUGAAGCUCAAUGGACUCUCGUUGCUAUCGUCGUCGCCCAAACGUAAUGCCAUAUACGAUAGCAGCAGCAGCAGUAGCCUGACACCCACAGCAACAACUACGGACACCACAGAUGAUGCAACGGCGGCAGCUUUAAAUCAUGUGACGCCCGCCAGCAGCAGGCCCAAUGGCGAUAUCAAUGGCGACAUUGAUGCUGAUGGCCAUGGCGAUGGCGAUGGGGAUGUUAAUGCCACGGCAACGUUGACGCUGGCAGAGAGCGCAGUGGCGCGCAGCAAGACGGCACGGAAUGCCACAAGUAGCGCUCGCUCCGUGCUACCACCUGUCUCGCCAACGUCCAGCCGCUAUUGGGAAAGGGACAGCGGACGCAGCAGCACCAACACCACAUCCUCUUCCAUUGGCACAUCGUCGCUGAGCAAUAAGCAUAACAGCAUCGACGAUGGCUACAAGAGCAAUCGUGACGAGAAGUUCGAGGGUCUAUGCGGUCUAAGAAAUAUUGGAAACACUUGCUUCAUGAACUCGGUUAUCCAAUGCCUGAGUCACACGACUGAACUGACGCGCUUCCUCCGUGGACAUAAUGCCAGCCCGCGCUCGGCGACCUCCAAGGAUCAGCAGAUACUACAUGAAUUUGCCAAGCUUAUACAGGAAAUGUGGACGACGAAUGUGCACAGCGUGACGCCGAUGGAACUGAAGCGCGCCUUUUCGUUAAAGCAUCGUAUGUACAACGACUACAAUCAACAGGAUGCCCAAGAAUUUCUACGCUUCUUCCUUGACUCGUUGCACUCGGCGCUUAAUACGGGCGUCAAAGGUGAAACGCUUAACAUUGAUGAUAAUCUCAGUGACAAUAAGAAGGCCGAUCUGACUUGGGAGUGGUAUGCACGUCAUGAGAACUCUCUGAUACGCGACCUGUUUGUUGGCCAGUUGAAGAGCACACUGAAGUGCACAACGUGUGGCAAUACCAGCGUAACCUUUGACCCCUUCUGGGACUUGAGCGUGCCACUACCUUCGUCAUCGCGAUGCAAAUUGGAGUCGUGCUUAGAUCUAUUCAUACGCGAAGAGGUGCUCGAUGGUGACGAGAUGCCCACGUGCUCCAAAUGCAAGACACGCCGAAAAUGCACCAAAAGCUUCACAAUACAGCGUUUCCCCAAAUACUUGGUGAUACAUCUCAAACGCUUCUCAGAGACGCGCUGGAGUAAGCUAUCGAAUAUUGUUGAGUUUCCCACAGCGGAUCGUGAGCUUAACAUGGCCUCAUAUGGCGCCAACGCAAAUUCGAAUGUGCAUUAUUCGCUCUAUGCGAUCUCCAAUCAUAUGGGCUCAACGGCUGGUGGUCAUUAUGUGGCAAUUUGUAAGCAUCCAGUCUCACACAAGUGGCAUGAGUUUAAUGACAACAGCGUCAGCGAUUCUAUACCUGAAAACUGUCUCGUUUCAUCCAGUGCCUAUAUUUUAUUCUACGAACGAGCGUAAGGCUAACUGUUCUCACAACAACCUGUUAGCGAACAACUCAAUGAGCAUUAACACAACACCAAAAGCAACAACAACAAAAAAAAAUAGAGGCAAGAUGAGAAACAGCGACAACAAGAACAACUGAAACAAUGGCGAACACUGUAGAAAAGUUAUUAUAACAUUUGUGCAACACCGCUUUUGGUAAUCCAAAGUGAACAAACCAUCAAAAAAAAAACAAUACAUCAAGAUCAGAAAGAGAAACAGAACAAGCAAAAACUAACUGCUAAGUACACAAAACCAAACAAAACAACUGCAACGCAACCAAAAUUGUAAUUUGUAUAAAAUUCUGUCGACACUAUAUGUCUGACAAAUGUUUAAUUAGUUAUUGUGGUGUAAUUAACGAGAUUUUGGCCCGUCCUCAUUGAAACACAUAUAAUAAUAAAGUUAAGUAUAGUACA